UUCCGCGGGCGGCGGGGUCGCCAUGGCGGCAAAAAGUCCUCCUGAUAGUACUCCAAGAAGGCCUGUUUUAUCUGUCAGUGCAAGAAAAAUUAAAGAUAAUGCAGCAGACUGGCAUAAUUUAAUGAUGAAAUGGGAGAGACUGAAUGAUAAUGGAUUUACUACAGCAAACAAAAUAGUCAACAUGAAGAUCAGUGAGCAAUUUCAGGACAACAAACUGGAGAUAGCAUGUGAUAACAGUGCCACAGAACCUGAAAAGCCAACCCCAAAAUACAAUGAAGAGCUGGACAAUUGCUGUGCAGAAUUACUUGAGACCUUAAAGCAAAUGACAAAAAUACAGAUGAAAAUGGAAAAGCUUACUUCAACUACUAAAGCAAUCUGUAACUUGGAAACAUUCCACCAUGGAGCUGGGAAUUGCAAGGCUCCCUUCUUUCAUACGUGGCCCACAUCAUACUUCUAUGAGGUUUGUCUGAAGCUGUCUGAAAUGUACAAGAAGGAGCUACAACUCAAGCAAACAAUUGUACAAGACAUUGCUCAUUCUGCUGACCAGGAUCUGAUGAUGGUGUAUUUAUCCUCGUGGCUGUACCAGCCUUACAUUGACAACAGCAGCAUGCUGCUGCUCGAAGCCAUGCUGCUGGAAACAGGACACAGGCAGUGCUAGAAUUCCAGAGGUUACAUGGCUGCCUUCUAGGGAUGCUAAUAUGAAACUGAACUGGCAUGUUGCAAGGCUUACCAAGUAAGUUGAUUUUUUGUAAAACUUAUUAAAAAUAUUUUUCUCUAUUCAUAUUUCUUACUUUGUCUCAGCUGAUACUCCUUUUUCUGCGUGGGGCAAUCUAGUUUUGGUUGUUCUUAUCUAUUUUAAAUGCAACACAGAAGCUACAGGUAGGAAGCUAAGUCCUCUAUAGUCAGAAAGAGGUAAGCACUGCUUGGCAAUCUGGGGGAUUCAAUGCAUUUAGAAUCUACAGCAAAAGACGUUACUUCCUCCCAAGUCUGGACACCCUAAAAUACCUACAUGGUCCCUUUUGCCACAGAAAUUCAGCAAUUCUUGAUCUUCCAUGGUUUUGGGGGUUUUUUUUGGGUUUUUUUUUUGCAAGAAUUAACAGGGCAAAUGUUUUUGUACUUGAUUUAUAAGUGGA
This is a messenger RNA of Melozone crissalis (California towhee), 1133 nucleotides long. RefSeq names its product cyclin dependent kinase 2 interacting protein (gene CINP). NCBI's taxonomy places the organism in Eukaryota, Metazoa, Chordata, Aves, Passeriformes, Passerellidae. The coding region runs from base 23 to 658 and encodes 211 amino acids. The transcript is spliced from 5 exons. The record is from RefSeq and is a predicted model, not a curated record.